AUGCUCAAACACGUACAAAUAUCACCCCUACGCAAUCGUUCCGAUUCGGUGUCAUUGCGUUCAAGCACAUCAUGUGCCUCAUCGAUGUGCGGCAGCCCCGAACCGCCCACAGAUUUACAGCGUACACCAUCGCGGGCCUCCAGCUAUUCCAGCCUAAAUGAACAAUUACCUCAGACCACCAUUAAAGUAUUCACCAGCUGUUUGAAAAUCGAUAUUGAAUACAAGACCUUGGGCAUACAAUGGGAUACGACCAGUAAGGAAGUCAUUGCGCAAUUAUUAAGGCGCCUAAAAAUGCGCCACCGUGAUCCCCGUCUCUUCUAUCUAUCCAUGGAAGUGUCGGUGCGUCGAGCUGGCGUCAAAACCGUCAUGGUCUUAGAUGAUGAUACCCGUCCGGCCAUUUUGCAAGCCUGUCAUCCCAAAGGUGAAUCACGUUUCUGCCUGCAAUUGAAACCUGGUGGUUUGAUUCGUGUUCAUACCUCAGCCCUGCUGCCCUCAUCACAAUACAAAUCUUUGGUAAUCUCCGAAGAGACUACCUCAGAUGAGUUACUGCAGUUGUUAUUGUCCUGCUAUAAUUCUAUGGAACCUGUGGAACAAUUCUCCAUAUAUGAGGUUUGUCCCGGCCAAGAAUAUCAGCGCAAAUUGCAUCCCGAUGACAUUCCGCUGCGUGCCCAAACGGAACGCUGCAAACGUGGCGAGACAUGUCAUUUCUUGGUUAGACGUAAUCCCAAUUAUGCCCGGCGUCGUCAAAUUCUCAAUGCCCUGGAUGAAGUAGAGCAGGCAUAUAAAGUUUCAGAAAAUUCCACAAAUUCCCCUGCUGCCAAUAACAACAACACCAAAUCUUCCUCCUCCUUUGAUGCUGAUUGUAGUAUGAAUUCUUUAGAUGAUAGUUCCAGCCUUUUAGACAUUUCCAUUGAAACCUUGUCGGAUGAUCUGCAAUCCAUAAUGACAACAAGUGAUGAAGAUGAUGUUGAAUGUGCCUCCUCAAUAUCAGGCUCUUCAACAGACACCUCUUCCUCGUGUUCAUCGUCUGAGGGUUCAGCGAGCAUAAGACGUACCCCCUCAACACUGACGGUGAUUUCAAAACCCUCAUUAGCUCCUGCCUCUGAAUCAUGUGGUCAUUGUCCAAAUACCCCUCCUGCCAGUUGUGAUUUUUGUCAUAAGAACGCGGCGAAAACUCCCUCACCACCCUCCAGCUAUAGUCCGGUAUAUAAUAUUCGGGAGAUACGUGCCGGAUCUCAUUCAUUUUCUUGCCUGGGAAGUGAUAAGAAACUGUUGGAUAUGGAAUUGAAUGGUCGUUUUGACCCUUCGACAGCGUGUCGUAUGAGACCACAAAGUGUAUAUCGGCCAGCAGUGCCUCGAGUCAUCUUGGAUGCCACCAGUGCGACAGAAACCACAUCGGCAGCAGUUUUAAUACAAGAUGUUAAUGGUAAUCAUGCGACGAAGCCAGCGGCACCAAUGAAAUCCGCCACCACCACAACAUUGGGUGGAGAGGAAGUCAACAAUAAUCCUUCGAAGGGUUUGGGACAUUUUGUCUAUAUAUAAGUAG
This is a messenger RNA of Musca vetustissima, 1546 nucleotides long. RefSeq lists its product as uncharacterized. The transcript is spliced from 4 exons. Gene Ontology annotation, biological process: positive regulation of fibroblast growth factor receptor signaling pathway; signal transduction; positive regulation of epidermal growth factor receptor signaling pathway. NCBI's taxonomy places the organism in Eukaryota, Metazoa, Arthropoda, Insecta, Diptera, Muscidae. The record is from RefSeq and is a predicted model, not a curated record. The coding region runs from base 1 to 1542 and encodes 513 amino acids.